Molecule: messenger RNA, 1951 nt
Organism: Dryobates pubescens (Downy woodpecker)
Lineage: Eukaryota; Metazoa; Chordata; Aves; Piciformes; Picidae
Gene: LHX1
Product: LIM homeobox 1
Exons: 5
Coding region: 163-1383 (406 amino acids)
Biological process (GO): neuron differentiation; regulation of transcription by RNA polymerase II
Cellular component (GO): nucleus
Molecular function (GO): DNA-binding transcription factor activity, RNA polymerase II-specific; RNA polymerase II transcription regulatory region sequence-specific DNA binding
Source: RefSeq, a predicted model, not a curated record
AUCAAACAAACAAAACUAAAGCAAAUCAACGCCGGUGUCGUCGUCUCUUUCAAAACGAUUUUGUUGCUUUUAAUUGUUUUUUGGGGGUGGUUUCGGUUUGUUUUGUUUUUGCUUGACACCUGGGAACCAACAUCCCCCCACCCUCAGAAAUAACCAAAGACAAUGGUUCACUGUGCAGGCUGCAAAAGGCCAAUCUUGGACCGGUUUUUGUUGAAUGUACUGGACAGGGCUUGGCAUGUGAAGUGUGUUCAGUGCUGUGAAUGUAAAUGCAAUUUGACAGAGAAAUGCUUUUCGCGAGAAGGCAAGCUUUACUGCAAAAACGACUUCUUUCGGUGUUUCGGGACCAAGUGUGCGGGCUGUGCCCAAGGCAUCUCCCCCAGCGACCUGGUCCGCAGGGCGCGGAGCAAAGUGUUCCACUUGAACUGUUUUACGUGUAUGAUGUGUAACAAGCAACUCUCCACCGGCGAGGAGCUCUACAUCAUCGACGAAAACAAGUUCGUCUGCAAAGAAGAUUACCUAAACAACAGCAAUACUGCCAAAGAAAACAGCCUGCAUUCAGCCACCACCGGCAGUGACCCCAGCCUGUCCCCUGACUCCCAAGACCCUUCCCAAGACGACGCCAAGGACUCGGAAAGCGCCAACGUGUCUGACAAGGAAACGGGCAGCAACGAAAACGACGACCAGAACCUGGGGGCCAAGCGAAGGGGCCCCCGCACUACCAUCAAAGCCAAACAGCUAGAGACUCUGAAAGCCGCCUUCGCGGCCACCCCGAAACCCACCCGGCACAUCAGGGAGCAGCUGGCGCAGGAGACCGGCCUCAACAUGCGGGUCAUCCAGGUCUGGUUCCAGAACCGGCGCUCCAAGGAGCGGCGCAUGAAGCAGCUGAGCGCGCUGGGUGCGCGGCGCCAUGCCUUCUUCCGCAGCCCGCGCAGGAUGCGGCCGCUGGUCGACCGGCUGGAACCCGGAGAGCUCAUCCCCAACGGGCCCUUCUCCUUCUACGGAGAUUAUCAGAGCGAGUAUUAUGGCCCUGGAAGCAACUACGAUUUCUUCCCACAAGGACCUCCUUCAUCUCAAGCGCAGACACCCGUGGACCUCCCGUUCGUGCCCUCCUCGGGGCCGUCAGGCACUCCCCUGGGGGCCAUGGACCACCCCCUGCCCGGACAUCACCCCUCCAGUGAGGCUCAGCGCUUCACUGACAUCAUGUCGCAUCCCCCAGGAGACUCACCCAGCCCCGAGCCCAACCUGCCCGGGUCCUUGCACUCCAUGUCUGCGGAAGUCUUUGGCCCCAGCCCUCCUUUUUCUUCGAUAUCCGUCAACGGUGGUGCUAACUAUGGCAAUCACUUGUCACAUCCACCCGAAAUGAAUGAAGCAGCUGUGUGGUAGCUUUAAAACAAACUGGGUCUAAGUAAGUGAUGAUCAUCUAGUCUGCUUAUUGUUAUGGUGUACAGAAAUGAAUAAAUAUAACAUCUCUCCUGCCCUAAGACACUAUUUCCUUGGGAAUGAACUGAAUCCAAAUCGCUCCAAGGCAAGCUUUGCUCUAGACCAGGACAAUCUUCAUGUUAUGGUUGUAUCAGACAAGCAAGGGGACUCUUUUUGUACCAUUGACAAAGGAACUGGUGAAGCUGUACAGUACAGUGCUGCCAAUGCCGUAGGAUGGCGUUCGGUUUGAUUGCCCUGCUCGGAUGUCAUCCUAAAGAGCCACAAUCCGUAGAAACUUCUCAUUUUAAAAACAAACAAACAAACAAAAUUAAUAAUUGAAUGAAGGAAAGGUCAAAGGAAAGGGGGAUAAAAAGCCUCAAGAACUCUAGCAGCCCCGGUUAAGGAUGGUUCUGGCAUUCUGAAUCUGUUUGUUCAUUUUUGUCUCUCAGAAAGCUCGACAACAAGAAACUCUUUUUAGCUGCAGCCAUCUCAGCCUGCUGACGAUCAGGUGGGACAACUUUCCUUUCGGUUU